AUGGCUGCUCCGCAUCAACAUGUGACAUCCUUGAAGUUGGCUCAAGCAGCCAUUUUCAAUGGUAAAGGCUUUGAGGACGCAGCUGGCUAUGCUCGCUAUCUUCAGCAGUUUCAAGAUCGUCCUUUACAUCCCUCCAUCACUCUUGAUCCAUCAAAAUUCAACAGGUAUGGGAUGGAUAUCCCCCGCCUGAUCCAUACCAUAGGCUGGGGUGACAUACUACCUAAUCGAAACUAUGGGUUUCGACCUGAGGCUGUGCGCAUUUUCUAUGCGAAUAUGAAGCCCUGUCUUCACAUCUCCCCUCCAUGUUUCACUACAAUAGUGUACAACUAUCUGAUCACUCUCAAUGUGGAGUUGUUGUCCCUACUACUGGGAAUACCUAUUUCUGGAGCUGAAGUCAUGAAUGAGCUGGAUUUCCCCUCUGUGGAGUUCAACGAAGGCGAUGCCCUGCGACUGUAUACUCGUGAUAUAGGUUCAAAAGCCGCUCGAGUGGACAUGCUGAGUUCUCUUCGUGCUCAGUUUAUUCUGCGUAAAGUAGAUGCUUCUGUUGGCCGUCAAGGUCCUGUGGUCAAUGCUCCAGGGGGAGACACAGCUGCCCAUGAAUUUCCUGAGGAUGGUCUCAGUCUUGCUGAGCUAGAUGGGGAUGAAGCUGUAAGAGAACCAGAACUACCUAUAAGAGAUAAUGGCAAGCGACCUAUGGUGGAUCCUCUAGAGGAAGUUCAGGCUAUGUUCAGACAGGAAGAGACAAGCAGCAGCAGGAACCUGCUAAUGGAGGACGAAGAUGAUAUUUCUGAUUAUGUGCCGUCACCCAAAUUUGCCUACUAG
Messenger RNA from Linum trigynum, 822 nucleotides. NCBI's taxonomy places the organism in Eukaryota, Viridiplantae, Streptophyta, Magnoliopsida, Malpighiales, Linaceae. The record is from the annotation of a GenBank genome assembly.